This is a messenger RNA of Postia placenta MAD-698-R-SB12, 507 nucleotides long. RefSeq lists its product as hypothetical. The transcript is spliced from 2 exons. The record is from RefSeq and is a predicted model, not a curated record. Lineage: Eukaryota; Fungi; Basidiomycota; Agaricomycetes; Polyporales; Adustoporiaceae. The annotation marks the transcript as partial.
CUGACCGCCCACGCCGCCGUCCAUGCCGCCAUCCACCGCGCCAUCCACCGACGCGGUCCCGCCGACCGCGCGCAGCCCGUGUGGCGCCUUGCAGAGACGUACCGCAGCCCGGAGCGGAGGAGCGGCACACGGCCGCCGUCGCAGACCAUUGAGUCAAGUCGGAGGCUGGGUGCACAGCAGAACACGUCGAGCCGCGCGCUGCAGCACGUCUAUUCGAGUGAGUCUACCGUCGCGAAGCCAUCAGCGUCCGUCUGCGUGUCCUGGGUCUGUGCCCGCGCUCUGCCUGUGCCGACGCCCGCGCUCUGCACGACGCCUCCCCCGCCAUCUUCUGGCCUAAUGCGCACGCCGGGCCCACAACCACAUGAGCCUCGAGCGACCGUGGGUGGCGUUGCGGAUGGAGCGCGCGUGCGCGCGCAGUCUCCCGCACUCGGUCAAGAUGUGCUGCCCAUGCUGUCGCGCGCGCCCGCAGCUGCUGCUGCAUUACUACAAAUGCGCAUAAAAGUGUAA